ACAUUACGGUAAAUAAAUAAUCAAGCAGAGUGGGAAACUAUCAAAGUACAUACGCCUCCUAUCCGUAGCGCGGUGCGUCCAGUUUAGUGUAUUAAACCACAUUCCAGUGCUUACAAUGCCCAACUGUCCCAAGUGCGAUAAAGCGGUAUAUUUUGCUGAGCGCAAAACGUCGCUGGGAAAAGAUUGGCACGCCGGUUGUUUACGUUGUGAAAAAUGUAACAAAACUUUAACCCCCGGCUCACACGCCGAACACGAAGGAAAACCUUACUGCAACCAGCCCUGCUAUUCCGCCCUGUUCGGACCUGGAGGUUUCGGGCGAGGUGGCGCUGAAAGUUACGUGUACAAGAAGUAACAUUAUGCACAUUUUUUUGUUUGUAAUCACAUUCCAUAUUUUUAUAAAGUGAAUUAAAUGUAUAAGAUAUAAGCAAA
Molecule: messenger RNA, 429 nt
Organism: Photinus pyralis (common eastern firefly)
Lineage: Eukaryota; Metazoa; Arthropoda; Insecta; Coleoptera; Lampyridae
Product: cysteine-rich protein 1-like
Exons: 3
Coding region: 116-352 (78 amino acids)
Source: RefSeq, a predicted model, not a curated record